AUGGCUUUUGCUGCAACCCUAGCACGUCGCGCAGCUUUUGCUCCGACCCUCACACGCCGUGCAGCUUCGGCUGUUGAGGCUGGUUCAGGGAACAAUUCUUUGAAGAAGGCACCAAGACGAGAUCCCGAGCUUUAUAUCCUCGCAGCGGUCAUGUGUGGUGCCUUCUCUAUCGCAGGAUUCUACUUUGGCCGCAAACCCACCUCCGCAGUCUCGGAAGCCGAGGUUUCUGUCGCUAACAGCUCGAUGCCCUGGCAAGUCGACCACGAUCACGAAGACGAGUCCAAGCAUUUCAAAUACCAAUAUCACCCCAAGGGAGAUACCAGCCAGGCACCUAAGAAUGCCCCGAGUGCUUUGAACGUCGUCGUUGUGCCGAACGUUACUCUGCCCAAGGACAUCCAUGACAAAUUAAAUAAAUGGGGAAAGGAAGGUUACUGA
Exophiala viscosa is the source of this 435-nucleotide messenger RNA. RefSeq lists its product as uncharacterized. The transcript has 3 exons. NCBI's taxonomy places the organism in Eukaryota, Fungi, Ascomycota, Eurotiomycetes, Chaetothyriales, Herpotrichiellaceae. Bases 1 to 435 code for a protein of 144 amino acids. The record is from RefSeq and is a predicted model, not a curated record.